Molecule: messenger RNA, 4580 nt
Organism: Metschnikowia bicuspidata var. bicuspidata NRRL YB-4993
Lineage: Eukaryota; Fungi; Ascomycota; Pichiomycetes; Serinales; Metschnikowiaceae
Exons: 1
Coding region: 195-4454 (1419 amino acids)
Source: RefSeq, a predicted model, not a curated record
GAUAGCGAUCAUUGUUUUCAUUCUAUCCCAAUGCGGAGCCAAUUUUAAUGAAUCUGUGGUCGCGUAAUGAGGUUGAUUUGCAGAGUGUGCUUGCGUGCUUCAGUGUUAAGAGUGACAAAACAAGCCUUGUAGAACCAUAGAGAGUUGCACUGCCAAUCGAAACACAGCUUUCUGAACAUAUACUUCGUCGAGCUAUGAACAUAUAUACGCGAUACGUAUCGGGCGAACACGACAAGGAGCAUUUCAGCAAGAUCCAAGAAAGUAAUGGCCACAUUAAACUACGUCCUUUGUCGGGUCAAUUUGACGUUACCACAGAAUCAACAGAGCCAAAGUCUCUAGCUUUUUGGAAUUCAACGCUACCACAGGCGGCAUUUUUUUCCGGAUAUGAUCCGGUCCUCUUCGGUAAUGUCAUAACGAUGUUGUAUAAGAAUGAAACGACCAACAAAAUGUGCGCCGUCUCGGUGACAAAAUUUGGUUGUAAUAUUUACGAAAAUAUGAUUUUGGAUUCGAGUUCAAGAUUCUGGCCUGCUUGUCAAAAUCUCACUACCGAACACCGCAAUUCCAACGUUAGAAAGGCUCUAGCUAUCACAAACUUGAAGAAUUUCAACAAGCUUUGGAACAGCAAAGAUUCAAUAGAAAUGAAAGAGAGCUGGGAUGAAACAAAUGCUGGCUCCUUGGCCAGCUUAAUGCGUCUCAGUGACAAACCACCAACCGAGGUUGGUAAAAAAAUUCUUUCUCUUGACCUUUUACAAGAACUGUCAAUGUCCGCUAUCACCAUAGAUGUGAUGUAUGACAAUGGCUUCUCUGACCCAAAGGCUACCAAUGAAAACAAUAGCAUUGUAAUUCUACUUGGAACCCAAAUGGAGCAGUUGUUUGAUCCAUUACUCGAAUACUCCCCACAAGCUAUGGAAUACUCUUACGUUCCUCCUCUGACCUAUGUCUACUCUUCAAUUCAAGAAUCAAGUGAGGUGAGUAAUGUAAUCAAAGAACUCUUUACAGUGCAAUCGAACUUUACAAUGGAGUUGGUGACCCUUCUCCAAGACUUCAUUAUUCCUCUUCGAAUCCACGUGCUUACUGACGUUUCCAAUACUACCAACGGUGCUGUGAAAGUCAAUACCGUAUUUCCACCGACAAUAGAUGAAGUCACAAGAAUAAAUUGUAUCCUCAAUAAUUCUUUGAAGAUCGCGACAGAAUUUGGAUAUCCAGAAGUUUUCAAGGUCAUUGCAUCUAUACUUCCAUUUUUUUAUAAGGCUUUUGCAAGACACCAAGCUAACAUCUCGUGCUUUCAUGCCCGGUUUGAGAUAUUCUUAAGACACAAUCGCUCCUAUGUCUUUGAUAAUAAGGAGAUAAACCGACAUUGCUACACACCUAAAAGAGUGGAAAAUAUUAUUGUGGGAUCGCUCUUCGAACUCCUGAAACUAAAGUUGAUCAUAAAGAGACUUUAUGAACUUGUUGUUUCAGACACAAAGUCCAGCUCAAGCUCUACGGUGAAAAAUCUUGAUGUCAUCGACAGACAGUACAAAGUAAUCAUUGAAACAAUCGAUUCUUUAGGCUGUGGAGAGGAUGGUAGUUUUAAAGAUUCUCGUAGCUCGAGAAUCUUCACGCCAUCCGGAAAAAUUCUCACUGAACUAGCAACAGAAUGGCCUGGAGAAUUGCAAUACGGCUGGAUGAGCAGAAAAGUUCUUGCUAUACACGAGCUCAAGAGUGUACUACCUGAAUCACAUAUCGAAACCGACAAUGUGAUACUUAUCAUAUUUUCAGAUCAUUUGUUAUUCAUUGAUGUCAUUGAUUCAACCAACGGGAAAGUAAAUCUAGUGCUACCGGAUGUGCUAAUGAAUUCUUUAGUCAAUCAGAAGCCAUUACCUGCGCUUGCUAACUUUCCCGAACUUAAAGUCAGAUACUGGUGUGACGUGAAGCAACUUAUUGUUAAGUCUUACAAAAGUGAAAUAGGUCAGAAUUUGACAUUUACAACGUACGGUGACAAUAAGUUCAAUCUGAGAACUGGUGUGACCGGAGUUGUUGCACUUAGCUACUCAAUGAAAAAUAUAAAUGAAUCAGCGACUGAAUGCAACGACAUAAUAAGCCAGAUUUGCAAAGCUCAGAUUUUGCAUAAGUCUUCCCCAUUUCAUUUGUUCAAAUUUGAGGACCUUGACCUAACUAGGUUUUACUGUGCUCAUGAUAUUCAAAGCUAUCAUCACGAGCUCUCAAAAUCUCCAAUUGUGAUAUUGCUAAAUAUGGAUAAAGAAGGGGCCUUGGAAACCCUUCAAAACUACUCUGAGGUCUUCAUCGUUUUGACUUUGUCUUAUUUAAACGAUCACACUAUCCUGAUCACAGGGUAUAACCGAGAGAACACUCUCAGGAUAAGUGAUAUUGUUUCAACAGAUAAUAUUAACAAUUCUUUAAGAGAAGCCUUCUCUCUCUGUAUGAAUACUUUAUUCCAUUCCAGCUCGCUCAAGAAUCUCCUCAUUGAGCAGAAUUCAUACAAAAUUGAUCUCCUUUUGAAGACAUUAACCCAUCAAUCGAUAAUGCCAAAGUCUUCAAAUCUCCGAAGUCUGACAAUAAUAAACGAAAAGAAGGAAAAAGUUGCAAGUAUCCCGACACCUGUUCUGCUGAAACUAGAAAGUGAUUUGCAGGAACAUGUCGUUGGAAAGAACAUUUUCUUUCUGCGGAUUUUUGAAAAGUUGAAAAAAAAGACAGCAAAACCUCAGAGAGGAAAGACAAAGAAAGAACACUUUUUCGAAGGCUUGACCAAUAUUCCCGAAACAGGUAUUCCGAGAGGAAAAAAGCCAGCUUUCAAGAAGUUAUACAAGCCUGAUCCUCUGUUAAGAGAAGCAUCCACGGUUUCGUCGAUUAUUACGAAGAAAGAUGAGCCAUGUUAUUUGCUGAACAUGAAAAGUCCAAAGCUGGAAAACGUUGCUGCAAUGAAAUCGAGAGUUUUGUCCGGUGAUACUAUGCUGUCAUCAGUCUACAGUGCGUUAGAAGAUGAAGCUUCAAAACGCGAGGAUCGGGUAGUGAACGAGCUUGAGAGAAUACCUGAAGACGGGUCACUUCAGUCUGGCACUUUUCAAAGACUGGGGGCUAAUAUGGGGUCAGUGAGAUACGCGCCAAAGAAAACAACGAAUGUAUUGGACAUGCAUGAAUUCACAGAGUCCAACUCCUUGGCAACAUUUCUCUCGAAUCAAGUCAAUUUCCAGCCUAAACGUAAACCAGAAGAUCAAGCAUCUCACGACAUGAGAGAGGCUCAGGUACUAGAGGCACCCACUUCCACUGCUGAACAGCGAACAAAUGACCAACGAGACAGCUUAAAAAUGGACAUGUUUUGUUACCCACUUGGAGCUGGUCAACGCGAGAAAGAAUCAGGAUCUCAAAAGGGGCCACUGACGCAUAUUAAGCCACAGGAUAAGAGUACAACUUCUGUCCUUAACAUAUCCAAAUCCCCCGUGGAACACAUGCACCAACAAAAAAAUGAUAGUACGAGAGAAAAACGGACACUGAAAACCGGCAUUAAAGUUGAAAAGUCCUCGAAGUCAAUUCAAGAAACGGAUUUUGCAUCACAAUUUGCAGCAAAUGCGUUGGAAAACUUAAAUGCCCCUGGAAUUUCUUCCGCCAUGUUUUCUAAGUAUAGGAUUUACGAAGAGCUCCCGUUGUCAAUAUUGAACAAUGCUGAAGAAGAAAACUGGACUUCCUUGGCUCGCGAUUCCUAUUCAAAUCUACAGGCCGAACUCAAAGCGAUGAAGCAUGAGGUAAAAGGCCGAAGGUUGUCCUCGGGAACUAUGUCCAACUCGACGGCACUGUUGAUGAUUAUGAAGCCCAAUUCGCAACAGUUCGACGUUCUUGACGACACUUUCUCGACGUUCGAAUUUGUUUCAUAUUCUCCAGACAACAAGUCAAACGAGAGUGUCGUUGAUCGGCCACUGCUGAUAUAUGACCUUGAUCAGAACCUUCAAAACAGCAGUUCGGAUUUCGUGAAAGUUUUUAGCGAAGAGCUCGAAAGAAACUUCAGCUUGCGUAUACCAGAACCGGCUGUUAGCCCUCCAGGAUCAAAUGUACAAAUCACCAGUGAAUGCCAUGCAAGAUAUCCGCGGGGUAAGCCUUUUGCAACAAAAGAGACCAGCAUGGAGACAAGGCAUAAUUUGACAACCCAAAAAAUUGACCACAACUUGCAGAUGCAAAGUAAUGCCAUCGUUUCCGACGAAGAAGACUUACCGUCUUCCGAGCUUGCAAACGCACUUGAUCUUUGGAAUAAGAGCAUUGAACAAGACCAAGAGUCAUACCUACUGACCUCAUCAUCCAGCGAGAAAACGCUCAUGAACGAGCUAACAAGCCCAUCAAAAGCAAAGCAGAGUCUCAAACUGGUCGUCAACUCCCAAACGUUAACGUGGGAAGGUAUGGAACAUAUGGAUAGCUAUGAUUCUAUUGUCUACUUAUCAGACAUCUUUAUAGGGGAAGUUUGAGUGUAAUAGAACUUUUUUUUGUUAUUAGCUGUAAAAAGAGACUCGUUUCAGAACAUGUAGCAAAGAUCAACAUUGUCUAUAGCAGACAAGUUUAUAAGUUCAAGGUCUUAAUGACUGCCUGGACAA